Molecule: messenger RNA, 2820 nt
Organism: Anguilla anguilla (European eel)
Lineage: Eukaryota; Metazoa; Chordata; Actinopteri; Anguilliformes; Anguillidae
Product: xenotropic and polytropic retrovirus receptor 1 homolog
Exons: 17
Coding region: 1-2820 (939 amino acids)
Biological process (GO): phosphate ion transport; cellular response to phosphate starvation
Cellular component (GO): cytoplasm; Golgi apparatus; plasma membrane
Molecular function (GO): inositol hexakisphosphate binding
Source: RefSeq, a predicted model, not a curated record
AUGGCCCGGCGUUGGCUGCAACCGGAGAUCCGGUCCGCCGGGGGCGUGGUGGAGCAGGUCAUCCUGGAGCAGUUCCUGGACGGUUUGCCAGAGGGAACGGCCAAUUGGGUGCGGUACCAUCGCCCGACCAACCUAGAGGCUGAGGACCACCUAGCGCUAUACCCCGGCACCCAGCAGCAAGCACGGUCCAGGCUCAGUGGCGGGGGGCUCCGGCUCGCAGAGGGCUCCUCAGAUGCUCGGACCGGGGUGUUGGCGGUGCGGACAGCUGGGUCAUCUGCGCCGCGACUGUCCACUUAUGGAAGUGGGGUAGGUGGUCCGGGUGGUCGGGCCGCCCACUUCCGCUCCCGAUCAGGAGGGAGCGUACUGCAUCCCGGGCGCACUAACCUCAUACACCAUCAUAUCGACAGCCCCCCGGGAAUGACGGUACGUUCCCGUCCCUAUAGACUGCCGGAGCACAAAAAGAAAUUGGUGCAGGCAGAAAUAACGGUCAUGCUGGAGUUGGGCGUAAUAGAGGAGUCUCACAGUGCCUGGAAUAGCCCCAUCAUGCUGGCGGGGCUCAUGGCUAACCCAAAGAAGUGUGCGAUUGGUCGAGCGGAGGUACGGUGGAGGGAGUUGAUCGCCCGGUGCUACAUCAGCCGCAAACUAUCCCAGCGGGAGGCGAGGUACAGCACGGUAGAAAAGGAGUGCCUCGCCAUCCGGUGGGCGGUCGGGUCCCUGCGCUACUACCUGCUGGGUCGCCCAUUCACCCUCUGUUUGGACCACGAUCCCCUCCAAUGGCUCCACCGCAUGAAGGAUACCAACCCGCGAAUCACCCAUUGGUAUCUGGCUCUACAGCCCUUUAAUUUCAAGGUGGUUCAUAGGCUGGGGGCGCAGAUGGUGGUGACGGACUUCCUCUCUCGCCCCAAAGGGGGGGGGGGGGGGUCGGUCAUCGCCCAGAUGGCUCCCCGGCCGAAGUCGGGCGGUGGAGAUGUGGAGUCCGCCCACAGAUAUCGCUGGGCUGCACAGGAUGGCUUCUUCCAGGCCUGUGAUAGAGAACUGGUUAAAGUCAACCUCUUCUACUCAGAGAAGCUGACGGAGGCUUGCAAGCGACUGUGCUUAGUGAGGGAUGUGGUGCAGGUGGUGCCAGAGAGCCGAGGAGCUAGGGCCGGGUGCGGCUCACCAUGGAGGCCAGGGGGGCUGCUGCAGGCAUACAGACUGGCCAGGAAAAGACAGGCAGAGCAGGAACUCAGACGGGCCAUCAGAUACGUGCACCUCAGUCUGGUUCUGCUGCAAAACUACAGGGAGCUGAACUAUACAGCUUUCUGUAAGAUCGUGAAGAAACAUGAUGCCAGCUUCGCUUCUACUCGGGGUUUGAAAUGGAGGAACGAGAAGCUGGAUGUCUCUCCUUUUUACAGUGACAUAAAAACCAGUCAGCUGAUCUCUGAGCUGGAGUCUCUCAUGUGUCAUCUGACUGGAGGGGACAAACUGGAAGCCAUGCAGAGGCUGCAGGUGCCACCUGCAGUGGGAAUUCAGCCUGCCCCAGUAUGGGCUGCUUUUCGGAUGGGGGUGACCUGUGGACUGGUUUUAGCUCUCCUGGUCCUCAUUAUUGUACAAGCUUCACAGGCACCUGAGUGGACAGCACUGAGGCCUUUUUUACAGCUCUACAGAGGUGGCUUCCUGCUCAUCCAAUUCAUCUUCUUGUUGGGGGUCAACAUGCACAUCUGGAAGAGUGCGGGGGUUAACUACAUCCUCAUAUUUGAGCUGGACCCAAGGGACCACCUCUCAAACCACCAUCUUUUUGAGGUCGCAGGAUGCUUAGCGCUGUGUUGGGGGGUCAGUUUCCUGGCUUGUCUGCAUGCCUCCCUCCUACCAGUCCCACUGCAGCUCCAGCCCCUUGUAUUCUACUCUCUCCCUGUUCUACUGCUGCUGAACCCCACGCCCACUUUCCACAGAUCCGCCCGCCGCCGGCUCCUCACACUGCUGUGCAGGUUACUCUCCACCCCAUUUCGUCCAGUCACGUUUGCUGAGUCCUGGUUGGCCGAUCAGCUGAACAGCCUGAAUCCGCUGCUCCUAGACCUGUGGGGUCUUCUUUGCUUCUAUACGUGUGAAGUGGACUGGGGGGACCCCUCCACCCUUAGCUCGCCCCCCAUUGGGCCCCUGCAGCACAGACUGACGUACCUGAUUCAGUGCCUCCCCCCGUGGCUGCGCUUCGCUCAGUGCCUACGCAAAUUCUGGGACAGCGGCGAAGCCAUGCCACAUCUCCUCAACGCUGGCAAAUACUCCACCGUCUUCCUCAUGGUCACCUUCGCUGGGCUCUACAGCUUAACCAGAGAGCGCCCUCACCUGGCGGGUGUGAGGAUGUACCUGUACCUGUGGGCGGUGGCCACAUGCCUCAGUGUAGUUGUAACCAUCACCUGGGACCUGAGGAUGGAUUGGGGUCUUCUUCAGGGGUACGGCCUGCUGCGGGAAGAGAUGGUGUACCGCAAGCAGGGCUUCUACUACAGCGCCAUGCUGGGGGAUGUUAUCUUGAGGGUGACCUGGGCGCUCAACAUCAUCCUGGCCCAGAUGGGCAACUCAGACUCUGUGGCUACUAUCUCCACCGUGCUGGCACCUCUGGAGGUCUUCAGAAGAUUCAUUUGGAACAUCUUUCGGUUGGAAUAUGAGCACCUGAACAACUGCAACCAAUUACGAGUGGUACCAGACCUACAUCUGACCCAACUGACCCUGAACAGCCACUCCCUCCUGGAGAGGAUCAUGGACCAGGAAGACCUAGCAAAGGAUCAUGGGAAAUGUAGUACAGUAAAGAGGAAGCCUAAUCUGAUGCUCUGGUGUCCAAGGUGA